AUGUCCUCUCGGGAACCGUCACUCGCAGACAAAGAGGUCUUCUUCGCUGAGCUCUGGGCCCUAGGCGCUGACCUCAACAGCGAAGAAGAUGCCAUCGAUGAAGUUGAGGCCGAGCGAGGCCGGCGCUCAAGGUUGGCGCUCCAAGGCAGACCAUCGAGAAUCACAAAGCCAAAUAAGCGCUCUAUGCCUCCUGCCUUCUCCGUCUCGAAGUCGCCAGUCUCUGCCUCGCACCCUCGAAGGACGGCCUCAUCCCCUCUCCCUGCAAAAGAACCGCCGACCGCCAAGACCAUCGAGCGAACGCCUCUUGCCGCGAUGAGGAGGCCUGGGAAAGAAGCCGCAGAGGACUCGCCCUCGGUCGUCGAAGAGACGCCUAUCCCCGACUCGACACGUGCGCCGUGCCAACCCAUCCAUCUCCUGCGCACGACGUCCACGCCCAACCCGCCGAUGAGGCAGUUGCACCCGCCGCCGCACCGCGACGAGUCGCCGUCCCUCAACGCGACGGUGAAGAAGCGCAAGCGUGACGCCCCUGUCAAGCUCGUGCCCGCGCAGCAGCAGAUCUUCAGAGAGCAGCACUUCUUCUUCAUCCCCAACGACGACAUUGCCCCGGCGAGGCGCAUCCGCAUCCGCAAGGCGCAGGAGUAUGGCGCCUCGUGGACGCGCAGCCUCGACCGAGCCUCGCACGUCAUUGUCGACAAGGGCCUCUCGUGGAAGAACAUUGAGCCCAUCGUGACAUCUGCUGGUGGCGCCGGCACGGCCGUUGUCGUGAAUGAGACGUAUCCCCUCGACUGCAUCCAGUUUCGGAGCGUGUUGAACCCGAAGCAAAAACAGUACCUGGUCACGGGAUAUCCGAGCGAGCAGCUCGUCGAGGCACCAGGUGUGGCAGCCCCCUCUGAUGUGUCUGUGCCUGCGGGAUCGCCUGCGUCCCUGCAGUUGAAGCCGCCGCCGAACAACCCCAAACGCUUCGGUUACGUGCCGCCGCCCAGUACCUGCUCCCAGAGCGAGCAGUCGGCAGAGGAGGCACAGAACGAGCUGGCUGUGCCGGGGGCACCAGAAACAUCCGCGGCCCACGAGGCAGAGAUGGAAGACGAGCUCGCAGAACUCAUCUCGCAGAUGCAGGAAUUUAGGGAUGUUCCCUCUGACUCUGAUGACGACAACGGCGACGGCGAUGCCCCCAUUGCAGGCUCCUCGGAGCCCCUUUCAGAUGCAGAACACUCCGACGGUGAGCCGAGCGGCAAGAAGCAGAGGCCGGUGCGCGCCACCCGACCACAUGGCCGACUAUUAUGGCCGCAUCAACGACACGUGGCGACCCAUUGCCUACCGCAAGGUCAUCCUCGCUCCUCAAGCGGCAGACGCGCAAAAUAUCGACGGCUGCCGACGCCAUCCGUCUGCCCGGUGUCGGUGCGCGCUCGCCGACAAGAUGAGGAGAUUGUCACGACCGACAGGUUGCGGCGUCUCGAGCACGCCGAGCGCGACCCGGCCGACGAGACGCUGCAGCGGUUCGUGCGCAUCUACGGCGUCGGCAACGCGCAGGCAAGCCGCUGGAUCGCCCAGGGGCACCGCACUCUCGACGACCUCCGAGCUAGGGCCGUGCUGUCGGCGAACCAGCGCAUCGGCAUCGACCACUACGACGACCUCAACACACGCAUCCCGCGCCGCGAGGUCGAGGCCCUCGCCGCCGUCGUCCGGUCGGCCGCCGCCGCCCUCGACCCCAGCGUCGAGCUCAUCGUCGGCGGCAGCUACCGCCGCGGCGCCGCGUCGAGCGGCGACAUUGACCUGAUCGUCACGCGCGAGGGCACGACCUCGGCGCGCGAGCUGCUCCCGUUUCUGACGCGGCUGACGCGCACGCUCGAGGCGCGCGGGUUUCUCGUUGCGGCCCUGGCCACAUCGCGCGACGACGACGCCGGCGGCGGCACAAAGUGGCACGGGUGCUGCGUGCUGCCCGAGCCGGAAGCCGCGCGUCUGCACUUGGGCGAGGGCGUGGGCUCCGAACGAGGCUCAGAUCCAGGCGCGCCCUCACCCGCGACGCCGUACCGUCCCGUGUGGCGCCGGAUUGACUUUCUCGUCGUGCCGGCGGCCGAGCUCGGGGCCGCGCUGCUGUACUUUACCGGCAACGACAUAUUCAACCGCAGCAUGCGGCUGCUGGCAGCCCGCAAGGGCAUGCGGCUCAAUCAGCGCGGGCUCUACCGCGACGUCCUGCGGGGGCCGGACCGGGCCAAGGUGACCGACGGGGCGCUGCUCGAGGGGCGGGACGAGAGGCGCAUCUUCGCGCUGCUGAACGUGACGUGGCGCGAGCCGCACGAGCGGUGGUGCUGA
Molecule: messenger RNA, 2313 nt
Organism: Verticillium alfalfae VaMs.102
Lineage: Eukaryota; Fungi; Ascomycota; Sordariomycetes; Glomerellales; Plectosphaerellaceae
Product: DNA polymerase lambda
Exons: 2
Coding region: 1-2313 (770 amino acids)
Biological process (GO): double-strand break repair via nonhomologous end joining
Cellular component (GO): nucleus
Molecular function (GO): DNA binding; DNA-directed DNA polymerase activity
Source: RefSeq, a predicted model, not a curated record